Molecule: messenger RNA, 1017 nt
Organism: Aspergillus wentii DTO 134E9
Lineage: Eukaryota; Fungi; Ascomycota; Eurotiomycetes; Eurotiales; Aspergillaceae
Exons: 2
Coding region: 1-1017 (338 amino acids)
Source: RefSeq, a predicted model, not a curated record
AUGGCUUCAUCGCAACCCCCCAGCUCAGCUCGCGCUGUAGCAGCCAAAACAUCCAAUUCAACCUCCCUCGAGACACAGCCCAACUUCACCGACCCAUCCUUCGACCCUGCCGACUUCCUCAACGAUACCCUCCCACCACUGACGCUGGCGUCAUCGCAGCCCAACGCCUCUCGAAGCCCCGGCUCCAUCCCCCUCUCCGAACUCUCGACACAAGUCCAAUCGCUCCUCUCUCAGGUCAACGCUCAGAAUGUCCGAUUAUCCAACAAUCUUACCCAGCUCACCGAUGAAAUCCUACGAAGUGGCGGGCGGCUGGCGUAUGAGGUUGAGGUGCUGCGCGGGGAAACGGUCGGGCUGUCGGAUACGUUGACAGAGGUGUUGCGUGAUGAUAUUACAAAGUUUGGGGAUGGGGAUGUCAUUCCGAGCUCAUUGGAUGCAGACGUUGCUGUUGAUGCUGCUGCUGCCGCCCCUACGAUUAAAGAUCCUGAGUACAUUACGAAGUUACGCACGUUGAAUCAGGUGCGGGCGCGUUUGGAGGAAGUCGUGCAGACUUUUGGGGAGGCGAUGGAAUGGCCUCUUCCGCCAUCUGAGACUUCCUUGACGUCGUCGUUUAUCUCGGUUUCGGGCCCGGAGGCCGGCCCGGAUAGUCACAGUCGCGAGGAGAAGGGACAGGAGAUUAUGAAGAAGCUGCGAGCAGAGGUGGCGGCGCUUCUGGAUAGUAAUGGCGGUGGGCUGGAGGGAGUGGAAGCAGCUGCCCGUCGAGUGGAGGCUGUACGAGUGUUGGCGACGGUGUGGAAGGGAUCCGCGGAGGAGAAAGCACGGAAUAGGUUCGUGGAUAGUCUGGGGAAGAUGGUUGAAGACCGUCGCAGAACGCUGGAAAACCAGGCGGACCAACAAUCUCAGCAACGGUCGUCGUCGUCGAGCAGAAGACCGGCUCACCAGCGUCAAGAAAGUGAGGGGCCUGGAGGUGGUCUGUUUCGCAAUCUACAGCGCUUACGGGAGGAAAUCUACCUGGAGUGA